AUGGUGAGCAAACUUUUCAUCUCCUUCCCCUUUUUUUCUCCUCCUCUUUUUUCCGGUGAACUUCGCCGCUGGCCACCUCCUCGCCUCCGCCGCCCAUUGUGCGCCUCCGUCGCCGCCGCUCGAGCGAUAGCUGUCGUCCGCCUUCUCGCUCUCCCCCAUCCCAGAUCUGGAACAGGAAACCCUUCCAGAUCUGAAAAUUUCGCUCACCAAGCUCCCUCUGUGAUUUAUAUCACUUUCUCCGUUUGGUUCUUGUCCGGCUCCUGAGAACGAAGAAGAAGAGGAGUGAUCUGCUUCCCUUGUAAAAGGUUCAGGUAAGGAUGGCUACUGUAAGAAAUCUGAAGAUCAAGACAGCAACCUGCAAACGAAUUAUCAAGGAGUUGCAUUCUUACGAGAAGGAGGUGGAGAGAGAGGCUGCCAAAACAGCUGACAUGAAAGAAAAGGGAGCUGACCCUUAUGACCUUAAGCAACAGGAAAAUGUGCUGGCUGAAUCAAGGAUGAUGAUUCCAGAUUGUCACAAGCGUCUGGAGGCCUCCUUAGCUGAUCUGAAAGGAGCAUUGGCUGAACUGGAAGAAUCUACACAAGAGAAAGGCCCAGAAUUCGAUAAUGCUCGGAGCACGAUCUCCGAGGUCGAGAAUUUCCUGAAGACAACCGAGGAACAGUAGUGAGUUUGACACAGAUCAUAAUUACAGAAAACAGAAUUUGAUACUGAUGCCUGAUUGAUCAAAUGACACUGACUUUUUCAAUAUAUUAGCUUCUUAUAUUUGGCUUUUGCAUGAUGUGUCUGAAAUUUGGAUAGACUCAUCUUGGUCUGUUAUUCACUACCUAGCAUUCAAGUUUAAGAAUUGAACUUUUCUGCUCA
Messenger RNA from Momordica charantia (bitter melon), 859 nucleotides. It is a transcript of the gene KIS, whose product is annotated as tubulin folding cofactor A (KIESEL). Lineage: Eukaryota; Viridiplantae; Streptophyta; Magnoliopsida; Cucurbitales; Cucurbitaceae. The record is from RefSeq and is a predicted model, not a curated record. Gene Ontology annotation, molecular function: beta-tubulin binding. Gene Ontology annotation, cellular component: cytosol; microtubule cytoskeleton. Gene Ontology annotation, biological process: tubulin complex assembly; post-chaperonin tubulin folding pathway.